AUGGCAGAAACUUGGGAAGGACACUGUAAAGCACACCUGGGUCAGCACAAAUGCCUAAAUAACUUGUGCAUAACAGGGAAAGAAGGAAAUACAUAUGGUACAUCCAGCCCCGAUUUCCAAGUACCCCCGGAACUUAUUCAGAAACUGAGAUCGGUUUUAGCAAAUGGUUCCGAUACUUCCUUCGACUUCCUGAAUGAGAAAUAUAUCAUAAUUCGACACGACGACUCCUGCCUGAUCAGCAAGUGUGGCAAGAAGUCUAUUCUAUUUUACUGCACAGAUACCAUGUGCUUGGUCGGACAGACGGUUGACGACGAGACGAAUAAGUGUAAUGCGGGGAAUAUCGCGAUGGCUAAUAUAAGCGAUUUCUAUAAAAAGAAGGGUUUGUAA
Trichobilharzia regenti is the source of this 387-nucleotide messenger RNA. The record is from the annotation of a GenBank genome assembly. Lineage: Eukaryota; Metazoa; Platyhelminthes; Trematoda; Strigeidida; Schistosomatidae.